AUUUUCAAGGUCAUCGCUCCUAUACUUGGUGCACGACCCUAAAUUCCUUCGAAAUUCUGCGCGGUCGACAGUUAUUUUGAAAAAUGGAUCUUACUCUGGACGAUCUAGUUCAAGAGUCCGAGAAGUUACUUAUGGACGUACAAGAAGAUAAUGAUCUGCCGCAUAUCACUAGAAGCUUGGACCAAAUGCGUCACUUAGGUGAAAAACUCUAUUUGUCCAGAGGAUCCAACAGUGAUGUUAAAGCUGCUCGUCUUUUGGGGCCAAAAAUGAGCUACGAACUGCCUCAAAAUCUGACUACAAAGUUAGAAAAUUUGGUUCCGACUGAUGUAUACGACAUGUGUCCCGUUGUACCCAAGACUGAUAUCCAGUCAUUCUUAAGAUCAGAGAGAGAUAAUGCAUUGCUAACCGCAAUACUUAUGACUCGAAAGUCGAUGUUUGAAGAAGUUGAGGAGCGGUGUGAUGCCUAUUUACAAACCUGGUGGGAACAAGAAGCUGCUGGAGUGUUAAGUGGUCUAUCGGGUUCAAAUGGGCCUCUGGAUACAGAACUCACCUCCUUACCUGAUUUAGAAAGUUAUGGUCAUUCCGAAUCGGGGAGUGGAAUACAAACUAUGCAGUUAACACGGGAUGAACUGCUUUAUGCAAAUCAAUUGGAUUACUACCUUACCAUGCGUCUCACAUCUACCGAUUUCACACCUAUCCAAAAUGGAGUUCCUCGUGACUUACUAACAUAUAUGUCACGAACUCAAGAUUCAGUUUCUCGCGAAAAACAGUUAAAAACGCAGCUGAAAAAUCCUCAUUCUGAUAUCACGGAAAUAUGGAACAUUAUGAAGACAAUUUCUCAUCAUAUGCGUAAUGAGCAUAGUAGUAUGUUAUCAUAUGACCAUCCAUUGGAAGUUCGAGCGUCUGCAUCUAUACAAAAUACUUUAUCGCUAUGUUCUUUAGAACAUUUGGAGUCUGAGUUUCUAGAGUUUCUAAAAAUAACGAUUGCUAACCAGCCUCGAUUAGCUCGACUUGGUGGACGUCCAGGGACCCGAUCAUUAGUGCGUGCAUAUCUGAGUCUUCGUCUGCCAUCCGACAACGUAGCAGAUGUCCCUUCUUUGAGUAACCUCUAUCAAUUAUCCGAACAAAACGGUUGGGAAUUUGAUGAUGGUCUUGUAGAUGGUGUUCCUGUGUGGCCAAUGAUUUUUUACUGCCUUCGUACGGGAGAUACCGAAGUUACUUUGGAAGUUGCUCGUGAUGCCUUAAACAACUUAGGAAACUUUGUAACGGUGCUAGAGGAUUAUGUAAAACAUAACCGCCGUCUCAGAACUCCCAACCAAGCAAGAUUUCGUCAGACAUGCAAACAAGUGAUCAAGUCUACUCGUGAUCCAUAUAAACGACUAACAUAUUCUAUUCUUGGCCAAUGUGACCUCACUGAAAAUCAUUCAGACAUUAUUUCAAAUAUAGAUGACUUUCUAUGGAUAAAGAUAUCUCAAGUUAUUGCUCAAGAGCCCUCAGAAUCAGUGGUUGCAUCAAAAAAUAGUAUGGAUGAUACUUUUACUUUAGGUCAAUUGCAAACUUUACUAUACGAAACCUAUGGUGAGGUGCACUUUGACGCAUGGUCUCAACCACUGGUGUUUUUUAAAAUACUUUGUCUUACUCAACAGUAUGAAGCUGCUAUUGGAUUUCUCGCUCGAUUUGAACAACUACGAUGUCAUGCUGUUCAUAUUGCUUUAGUUCUGAGAGACUUACAUAUGCUUUUACUUCCCAACUGGCUCCACGCGCCACUUGUGGUUCGUAAUGAUUACGAUCCUACAGGGUUUCGCAGGCUUAAUUUGGCUCGUUUAAUUAUGUUGUAUACGCGGAAAUUUGAAUUCACUGAUCCAGAAAAAGCCCUUAUGUAUUAUUACAUGCUUUCUGACAUCCCAAUUACUACUGAAAAGUCACCUGAAGAAGAUUCUAAUGCAACUAUUCCAAGUGGUCUAUACAAUACGUCUCUCGAACAUUUGACUGCUAAAGGUCAAAAUUUGUUCGUCCAAUGUGUUUGUGAAUUGGCUUUAGCAAACAAGGAGUUAGAUUUACUCUUGGGAUGUGUUGGUGAAAACGAUAUUCGCAAAGUAAGUUAUAAUUUACCUGAGAUCCUGUGUAUGUUUUGUAGAACCUGUCACUUUUUGAUGGCUAACCUAUUGAGACUAGAUCACGUUGUAAAUAACUAACCUCUUUUUUUGAUAUAUUCUAUUGGAGUGAUAGUAUUCUGGCUGUAACAAGCUGUAAUACUGUUGGGAAAUGCAAUAUGUCUUCAAAAAGAGAUAAAAAUCAGUUAGAAAAAUUAAAACUUCGAGUCGUCAUCUUGAAUUCGCGUAGCGCUCCGAAACUCACAUUCUCAUAAAUGCGCACAUGUUCUUCGCCAUGCCAUCAGUCGUAUUUACCAUAAGACAUGCUUUUUAUUGUCUUCACCUGUCGACGUCUGGGCCGGAUAGUUAAUGAGGACGUAGUGCGAGUUUGGUUUCGACCUAUUUCGCAGCACUGAGAACACUUUUUUAAAUUGUGUGGUCGAGGAAUUAUGUAUCAUUUACAAGUUUAGUGUUGAAUAACGGGAACAAACGUGUUUUCUGACAUGUCCAAGCACAUUUGUCUAACUUAAGAAAGUUGUAAUUUAUAUCAUAGAUGUAUAAUGCACAUAAAAAGUAAAAUUAGUACAUUUAACUGUUCAUCAGGGAUGUUAAAAUAUUCGACGUCAAGUCGCAUGUUUAAAAUACAAUUGAGAGAUUGGUGAGUAUUUUUGUUCCGUUUAUAUUAUAAUACCUAAUCCUAUAUUAUCUUCCAAAGAUCUACGCGUCCCAAUAUCGAUGGUAUAGCUACUGGGUUCUGCAGGUGCCUGAGUAUAGUCCACCUUCUAGAUAAUUUCAGAUUCCAUCUUACAACUGAUAUUUCGUUUAAUUAAUAUGCUUUUCUUACAUCAACAUAUAAAUGCUUACAAAUAUCGGUUCUUUUAGCCUGGUGCUAUCGACCGCUUUUGCAGGUCUGUAGAAUCCCGUCGAGAGUUGAUCCGUACUGUUGCUGAUGUUUUUGAGUCCACUGGUCAAGUAGUUGAAGCUAUUCAUUUAUAUUUACUAGCUUCUUCCUGUGGAGAUCCUAAACCUGACGUUCUAGUUUCUGUUACUUUGAUAAAUACUGUACUAUCAAGUGUCAUAGUAACAUCUGAUCUUGGGUCAACACCAAUUACACAAUCCCGAUCCGGAGGACAAUUGGAUCGUAGUUCACUUCUGAGACUUGCGACAGAGGUAAGACAGAAUUCCAUCAAACAUUAUUUUCUGCAUUUUUGUAUGCUUGCUCUCACUAUCGUAUUUCGUACAUGUUAUGAUAAUUAUUUUACUACAAUCUGUCCACCAUGAUGGACCUUAAUGUUCAUCGUGCUUGAAGGCUUGAGGAUGAAGAAAUACAUUAAUUGUUCUUAAUAAUUAUUGUCGAUUAGUAUAAAUUAUCGUCACAAACUCUUCUUUGGCGCGCAUCCAAACUUAAUAUUCAAGAGUAAUUAUAUGUUCGUCUUCAACAAUUAGUAUUUUCGAUAAUUUCAGCAUCGCGAUAUACCUAGUGCAUGAAGAUCAAGAUCUCGACAGGGGAAAACAGUAAUUAUUACAGUCUGUUUGGGAAAAAGGUUAUCUUUAUAGUUAAAUAAGUACAAGUUAAACGAAUAUAAAAUCGGUAAACAAAGUGUAAUGAAUGUUUUCAUAAUGAAGCCUCAUAAGAGCUCGGAAAUAUAUUCUACUUAUUUAACAAGUGUUAAUGAAUGCAUCCAAGGUUAAUAGUUUGUAUUACUCUGGACAUGUGCGCAGUGUUGAAGAUAGCAGAUUGCUUAAAAUAUACAUAUAUUUUCACAAAUUAUUUCUCUUUUUUGACUGAAUCAUACUAAAGUAGUGAUCAUGUUCAAAAAGUGUCCAUAUGCUCCUGUGAAUAGUUUUUAUAAAAUAUAGGAAUGUAAUGUUCAAGUUAAAGUAAGUGUAUCAAUUCAUAUUUACGACCUAAACAGUAUAAUUAUUUCAACUGUUUUCUUGCUAAACAGAUUGCUCAUAAAGUCCGCCGACUAGGCUUAUCAUCAGAUGAUAGUAAUCAUCUCAUCCAAAAUGACAUUGAAACAAGUGUGACUGAAUCUACCUCGGCUAUAAAAAUAUUAUUUUACCUCCUCGAUUUGGCCGCGUUCUUCGACUUAGUUGAUGCAGAAAGAUGGCAAGCAGCUAUUGACCACAUAGAUCAACUGGGUUUAUUCCCAAUUAAUUCGCAAGCUUCCAAUGUAGAAUUUUGUGCGAUGCUGUUCUCGCAACUCCCAGAUCUUGUACGCCGCCCUCUGCCGUGGGCAUUAUAUGCUUUAAUGCGUUGCUUAUCAGCGAAGUGUGGUCGAGUUUCAUCUGUCACAAGGUCAGUUCCGUGAUAAAUCAAAUAGAUGUUGAAACUACUUUUUAUUAACUGGAUAAAAAUGUUUAAUGUUCGUACCCACUUGGCUUAUUGAAACAUUUUUAGUAAUGGAACGCGAGCGGACAGCACUUCUAAAAUGGCUACUUCUGAAAUUCGCUCCAGAGCAAAGGCCUUGAUAGCAUAUGUUGGUCGUAUUCCGCACAGACUACCAAGUGAAAUUUAUGCUGGACUUACUAGGAUGGAUAUGGAGAUAAUAUAAUCUGCUACUGAAAUGCUUUCGAACAAUCAACUAUUAGUGUUGUGUACAUUAUCAAUACUUUCUGUGUACCUUUUCUACAAUAAAUUAACGAGUAAGGUUGCUAUCGUUGAUUUUAG
Schistosoma bovis is the source of this 4767-nucleotide messenger RNA. The record is from the annotation of a GenBank genome assembly. Lineage: Eukaryota; Metazoa; Platyhelminthes; Trematoda; Strigeidida; Schistosomatidae.